Messenger RNA from Drosophila yakuba, 326 nucleotides. RefSeq lists its product as uncharacterized. The record is from RefSeq and is a predicted model, not a curated record. The coding region runs from base 29 to 262 and encodes 77 amino acids. Lineage: Eukaryota; Metazoa; Arthropoda; Insecta; Diptera; Drosophilidae. The transcript has a single exon.
AAAAUUUUAGUCUACCAAAAAACCAACGAUGAAGACACAGGUUAUAUUUAUUAUUUUAUUUUUCACUCUGGUGGCGAUUUUGGGCGCCAACGCCGAAAGUGGCACAACCACUGAAGCCUCCGAAACCACUGAAGCCUCCGAAACCACUGAAGCCUCCGAAACCACGACAGCAUAUCCGCCAGCUCCGAAAUGGUCUUGGACGGAAUUUAUCCGGGCUUUAAACGGCAGCGGUAGUGGAAACAAGUUCUACUUCUUUUUCUAGACCGAUUAUUAUUUGAAAUUGGUUUUCUGUCAAUAAAUGAAGCACCUUAGUUUAUUUGCUUUAA